Orbicella faveolata is the source of this 3646-nucleotide messenger RNA. RefSeq lists its product as uncharacterized. The record is from RefSeq and is a predicted model, not a curated record. NCBI's taxonomy places the organism in Eukaryota, Metazoa, Cnidaria, Anthozoa, Scleractinia, Merulinidae.
GGGAAGAAAGACAUACUCCUAGUCGCUCAGUUAAUGCUGCAGAAACCGGGAUAAGCCCGACGAAGAUUUGACGUGAAUGAUACCAUUCAAAUGCAACAAUGUCCAACGAAUCAGGUUCUAGAAUCGGGAAAAGGGGGCAAAUAAAAGGCGGGAUAUCACUAGUUAGUGAGUGAGCCUGUAUCAAGUCUUUGAAGGAUGAACUGGGAGAGGAGCAACAUAAUUUUGCCGCAAGCAACGCCGCAAGCGAUUAGUUGGUCCUGGGCACUGGGAAUCUCACGGUUUAGGACUGGGCCAAAACAACAAGAAGUGCGUCGAGUUUCUUAGUUUCUAACGCGGAAAGAGAAAGAUAAUUGUGAUAGUUCAAGUUUCUGUUAGUAUGUGAUGUCGAGAAAAAGUUAUGGAACGUUUUUGAAUAGUCUCAGCUCAGACAAAACAGAGCUCAGAUCGAUUGGUGAGGCAACUGGAGCAGACCAGAUGAACAUCAGUGUUACCCAGCCCUUUUACCCAGUGUUCCCAAAGCAAGAUGUGAUGAUGCAAAACAGACUUCCUCUUCUCUGCCAUACAUUUGUACACUGGAAAUCAAGCCUUGGAGUAACUUGUAUCUUGAUCUGUCUCCAUUUAAGUAUAAUUGGGUUAUUUACACUAUCACUGACAUCAUAUGAAGGCUCUGCAACUUGGCAUUCCAUAGCUCAGUAUCUUUUCUCUUGUGGUACAUUUGGAUUCACUGGAGGCUGUGUGAACCAUUUAGCGGUGACCUUAUUUUUUAAAAGAAUUCCUGGUCUUUGUGGAAGCGGGAUUGUUUACAAUCGCUAUCAAGAUAUUUGUGAAAGUGUGAGGACCUCAGUUAUCAAUACCCUCUUUGAUGAGACAUUUUUAGAAUUGUACAGCACAAAGAAAUUAAACCAACAAAUAGUGCAACUGAAUGUUGAAGGACAUCUGCAGAGAAUAUUACAGUCAGAGGCAGUUGAUAAACUUAUUGGUACCGAGCUUCAUAAUUUGGCAACGUCCCCAGAAGGACAGCUUCUGUCUAGUGCUGGCAUUAAACUUUCAUCUCUUAGACCACUGGUUAAACCCUAUGUAGUUGAACUAUUGACUGAUGUAGUUCCUGUUGUUAUGGAGCAAUUGUCCUCCUAUGCUCAGGGUGAAGGCAUAAAAAGACUACAACAGGAAGUUAAAAGAUACACAACAAGGAAAAAAGAUGAAGUGUCCUCUGAAAGAGUAGAGCUAUUAAUAAGAGAAAUUAUCUAUAGCCAUUUAAAUCUUUUGAUUGUACUAGGUUGUGCUGUUGGCAUAUCCCUUGGCAUAAUAUCAAAACUAACAGGAGUAGGUCAAGUGCUUUAAAUUUCUAAUAUAAUUUUAACUUUAUCAUAUUAGUAAAUGGAACUAUUGCUAAUUCUAGCAUUUUCAGUUAGUUUAAUUAAAUAUAUUUUUCAUGUGGCACUGUUUCUUAUGUCACCAAAAUUGUAUGUGUGGUUCAUAAAGAAGGCAAAAGGUGCUCAUAUUGCUCAUGAGAUUUCUUGUAUAAACUGUCAAAUUUAUUUCUUUUUUUCUCUUAUUUAUUUCACAAAUGAUUCCUGUUUUGAUCCUCUUGGCUAAAAGUUAAAAGUUUCAAACCAUUGGCAGAAAGCCGAACACCUUGCUUGUGGUUUUGUUAUGGUAAUGUCAAUUUAAAAAGUCAAUUUAUAAGCCUCAACAUUGAAAAUACAUGCAUGCCAUGACAUUCCAGUAGUCCUACGUUUUUAUGAUAUACAAAAUUGUUGUCACUCAAAGGACAUCAAUGAAAAAAGUUCUUAUCUCUUUCAAGACAGUUAAACUUCCUUUUAAUGUGGCUCGACGGUCUGUGUAAAAAAUACCUCUGUCAAGAUGGCAUUUAUAUUGGGGAGCUUUAGAUUGGACUAUGAGUACGAGACUGAGUACGAGUACGAUUUUCAAUUUUCAAAUCAGUGACGUUUCCAGAGUCUUUGCUGUUCAUGCUGGUUUUAUGCAGAGAGGGUAGCUCAUGGGAUGAGAUGGGUGUGUGUUGUGAUAAUGUGAAGCCUGAAAACUAGAAUUGAAAAGUCGUCCUUUUACUCGAUCUCGUACUCGCACUAAAAUCUUAAGUCCCCUAUUAACACUAGUUUUAACAGCAGCUUACAGUAAAUAGAAAAUGGCAUUUCAGGGUAUUUUUUGGCAGCAAAAUAAUUCAUUCAUCAUCAUCAUCAUCAUCAUCAUCAUUAUUCAUCAUCAAUGGUAAAUUCCCAUGGAUGAAGUUAAAUUUAAUAUUCAAUCUUUUAUUUCUGUUUGAUUUAAGUUUUUUUCUUAUCAUAGAUAGAUAUACUGAAAUAAACUUUAUUGAAAAGUAGAAUAAAAGAGCUAACAGAAAUAUCUUUGUUCAUAGUGAUUUUGUAUUUAGAGUUGUGCCAAGCAGCAAAGUAAUUGUGUGAACGCACACACUGUGAUUGAGCGUCAACAGACAUUCUGUCCUGCUGCUUUGAAUGAUGAGUACAAGGUCCAGCAUUUAACGUUAAAUUGUUCUUGUUCUUUUCAUUGAUUUCAUUCUUUACUUAUGGUGGACUCAUUCACUGAUAGUGAUUGAGACUUCUUUGCACGUCCAAGAAAUGUAUCAUCAUCUUGAUCUGUUACCCCCUAGUACACAAAAAAUUCCUCAGUGUCAGGAACUGAUGUAAUUUUUAGUCAUGUUGCAAUGGUAAUGUUAUAUCAUGUCUACAGUAUUAAACUGUGUGCUAGUCCUGUCAGUACUUUCUAGUAGUGUUUGACACAAACCUGGAAUGCACUUUGCAGUCUGCAGACAGGUACUAUAUCAUCUGCUUGUUCUUCUGCAUAACAAUCCAGUGUAUGAAUGUCCUUCAGUGUCUGUGGGAAUGGUGUUUUGUCAUUUUCCAUCCAAAAAACAUCCUGAGUUAAAUCUUCUGGCCAGUCUUUUGAACUUGUGGCUUUUCUAUUUGUUAUCAAUGCACUUUCACAACACCUGAGUUUGGCCUUUGGGCCUGUAAUAUCUGGCAUUACUUCGGUAGUAGGGAGUGGUGUGCCUUUCUCGACCUGUUCCAUAAAGCAUGGUCGUUCUUGUACAAUAGCUGAAGAUCUUUGUUCUCUCACUUCCUGCACCUCUGACAGAAGAAGUGAUCUGGCACAAGUGCCUGGGUCUACUGCAUCUUUUGCUUCAUGAUCAAACCGACAGUUUUCUUGACUGGAUGAAUCUUCAUAAAAAGAUAUAUCUCCUGCAGCCAGAUCAUCAAAAUAGUCCUCAGCUCCACCUGCCCCACUGUUGGGCUCGUCAUUCUGAAAUGCCUGUCAAGAAACACGAUAGCCAAAAAGGACAUUACUAAAUUUAAGCUUAUCUGUUGCCAUAGUUAUCUUUUGAACUUUGGCUGUAUUACUCUGAGGAAAUAGAUUAAUAAAUGAUUGCACAAACAAGAUCUAUAAAUUAAAUUAAAUUAAAUAAGCAAUUUAUUAAAGGACUAAUUCGUACAGCAUUAUUUAGAUCAUUCGAGCUGACAUUUGUUGGAAAGUAUUUCUGUAAUGUAUGACUGGUAAUAAGAAAAUAUUUGUGUUUGGUUUGGAUCAACAAUUGUCGAAAGAUUAGCAAUUAUGUGCAAUUUGUCCAUACAUAUACAUUCACUGUAAUAAAAAAUAGCGUUCACAUAAA